CCAGAUACAUGACGUGGAGGCGGACACCGGAAGAGCAGUGCUCUCUGGGAAAUGUAGUCCCCGGUCGGCAUGUGUUAGAUUUGAAGCUGUGGACAGUCAGUGUUCAUUAAUGAUGGAUAGCAGUGAUGAUGACGAUGUUCCACAGCUCUCUGCCCACGCUUUAGCGGCUUUGCAGGAGUUUUAUGCUGAGCAGGAGCAGCAGGAAUCUACAAAGUCUGGACCUGACUAUGACCAGUUCUCAGUUGGGGCAGUCGAAGAAGACUGGCAGUUAAGUCAGUUUUGGUAUGACAAUGAAACUGCUCUGUGUCUGGCCAAGGAAGCAUUGAAAGCCUCUGGAGAAAAUGGAAGGAUAGCCUGUGUCAGUGCUCCCAGCAUUUACCAGAAACUUAAAGGACUCGCUGGAGAUGACGUAUCCAUCUGUUUGCUGGAAUAUGAUAGAAGGUUCUCAGUCUAUGGUGAUGAUUUCAUCUUCUAUGACUACAAUAAUCCAUUGGAUCUACCAGACGGGCUGCAGCCACAUAGCUGUGAUAUCGUAUUAGCAGAUCCACCAUACCUAUCUGAAGCGUGCCUAACUAAGACUGCUGAGACUAUCCGGUACCUGACUAAGGGCAAGAUCUUACUGUGCACAGGUGCUGUGAUGGAGGAUUUAGUGACAAAAAUACUUGGCUUAAAGGUGUGUAAAUUUAUCCCAAGGCACACACGGUCACUAGCCAAUGAGUUCCGAUGUUAUUCCAACUAUGAGACUGGACUGGACUCCUAGACGGCCUGGCUCUAUACAACCAGCAACAGCCUGAGGCCUAGACAGGACGGACACCCACCCAAGGUUUUCAGAAACGGUCUGUGGUCCUCACAGCUAAACUACAUGGCAAAUGUUUAGUUUCCUUCAACCAAAUUAUUUACACCCCAGGGGUGGCUGGAUCACGGGUUGUUAUUACUUUACAGAUUUAAAGAAAAAGAAAAUAUGUUCCUAUGAA
Messenger RNA from Rana temporaria (common frog), 974 nucleotides. RefSeq names its product EEF1A lysine methyltransferase 1 (gene EEF1AKMT1). The transcript is spliced from 5 exons. Gene Ontology annotation, biological process: methylation. The record is from RefSeq and is a predicted model, not a curated record. NCBI's taxonomy places the organism in Eukaryota, Metazoa, Chordata, Amphibia, Anura, Ranidae. Gene Ontology annotation, molecular function: nucleic acid binding; protein-lysine N-methyltransferase activity. Bases 110 to 760 code for a protein of 216 amino acids.